This is a messenger RNA of Tachyglossus aculeatus (Australian echidna), 2280 nucleotides long. It is a transcript of the gene RAB22A, whose product is annotated as RAB22A, member RAS oncogene family. Gene Ontology annotation, molecular function: GTPase activity; GTP binding. Bases 225 to 911 code for a protein of 228 amino acids. NCBI's taxonomy places the organism in Eukaryota, Metazoa, Chordata, Mammalia, Monotremata, Tachyglossidae. The transcript has 8 exons. The record is from RefSeq and is a predicted model, not a curated record.
GCGGCGACGGUUCGUCAGGGCCCGGGCGGCAGGUCCCGCGGUUGCUGCUGAGGGGGAAGACGAGGGCCGGGCCGGGCCGGGCAGGGCGACGGGGGCCGCGUGAGGGAGAGGACGAGAGCGCCGGCGCGCCGGGGCCGGCCGUGCCCCGGUUGCCGGGGGAUGCUUGUGCUGGGCCCGGCCUCUCCCCCGCUGUAGGGCGGCGGCGGCGGCCCCGGCCCCCGGACAUGGCGCUGAGGGAGCUGAAAGUCUGCCUGCUGGGGGACACAGGAGUAGGCAAAUCAAGUAUCGUAUGGCGCUUUGUCGAAGACAGUUUUGAUCCAAACAUCAAUCCAACAAUAGGAGCGUCUUUUAUGACGAAGACUGUCCAGUAUCAAAAUGAGCUACACAAAUUCCUAAUUUGGGAUACAGCUGGACAAGAACGAUUCCGUGCCUUAGCACCAAUGUACUACCGAGGCUCAGCAGCAGCUAUAAUAGUUUAUGACAUCACAAAAGAAGAAACAUUUUCAACGUUAAAAAAUUGGGUAAAAGAGCUUCGACAGCAUGGACCCCCAAAUAUUGUUGUAGCUAUUGCAGGAAAUAAGUGUGAUCUUAUUGAUGUAAGGGAAGUCAUGGAAAAGGAUGCUAAAGACUAUGCUGAUUCUAUCCAUGCAAUAUUUGUAGAGACCAGUGCUAAAAAUGCAAUAAAUAUAAAUGAACUGUUUAUAGAAAUUAGUCGAAGAAUUCCAUCAACUGAUACCAACCCCCCAACUAGUGGAUGUCUUGGAUUUUCACCUGGUUCAUCUUCCUACGAAAAUCAACCAAUUCAUUCCUGGCAUUGUUCACUUCCUGAAGACCGCAGUAGUGAAAUUCCAGUCCACUUGGACGUCCCGACAACCAGAUGGAAUAUGUCAUCAAGUUUUUGGUCUUGCUGAAAAAGAAUGUAUAAUUGUAUUGAUAGAAAAUGAUAAAAAUGUUUAGCAAUCUUGUCAUCAAGAUUUUAUGUGAUAUUUUGGAAAGGGAAAUACAGCACUUUCUUGGUUCUUGAAAAUAGAUUUUGAAAUUAUAGUUUUAAAAUGAAGCGAUUUAGCAUUCCAUCAAACCUUAGGAGUCUGACCAUUUUAAAUAUUGCAGAAAAUCCAAGUGGAAGGAGGGCAACUGUUAGAUGUAUCCAAAACUUAAGUUAUGACAGGACUAAUGGAAGGGAUCUCAACCUCUGCUGUCCCCAAAGCACUUUUCAUUUAAAGGUAUUAGCAAAAACAUGAAUGCAAACUUAAAAUCUUGGUAAUUCUUUUAAAAAAAAUUUUGACAUAAUUUAUGUGUAUGCAGAUACAUUUAUACGCACUUUUUUAAAAAUAAGCUCACUAUCAAGUUGGUGGUAAGAGAACAUAGAACAAAUCAAAUUUAAUAUUCUCAACUGACUGGCAAUAAAUGCAAAAAUAGUGUAAAUGCUGCCAAUGUUUUUAUUUAGCCCAAAUGGUUUUGGGGAAAUAACUAUUUGUUGCUUAGCACAUGUAAAGUUUUGUAUUAUAUUUAUGAGAUCAGUACUUUAAAGUAUUAUAAAUUAUGUAAAUACAGUAGCAAAUUCUUAGUUUCAUUCAGCACCCCAUUUAACCUUGCACUGAGUCUAGGUUUACUCACCAGUUUCCAGCUGUUCUUUUUGGAAAGCGUUUGAAUACACUCCCUUUGAAGGACAAUUAUAUUGUUCUGAGAAGAGCAUUUAGCACUUACUGAAAGAAAUGAUUUAAAAUUAGCCACCUCCCCCCAUCCUAUCUGGGGGCACAUACUAAGUUAGUCAAAUAUUUCACCUUAGCAGCACCCUCUACCCCUUACUGCCUUAGGCACAAAAGACAGAGCUUGAAACCCAAAUUACUUGCCUGGUACUGAUGAAAAUUACUCAUGAGUCGGGGUAAACCUCACAUCUUUUACUGUAAGCAGUUCAGUUUAGCCUUCAGUAUCUUUAUACUGCCAUUGCUAAUGAUAACACUCUUCUCUUCCUCCACUUCCUCCCUUAAGGACCCUAACAAGCAUUUUAAUAGUGUAGUUUAAGAAUAAAACAUUUAAAUAAGCCACAUCUGAAACUCCCUGGUUCAUUUGAGUAUUGCCCCACAUUAAGUAUCUUAACUGAAGAAAACAAAAGAAUAAAUAGGAAAUGGAACUGUGUUUAAUUUACAACUAAAUCAUGUCGUUCAAAAACCUUAGAGCCGGUCUUAAAUGAAUAAAUGAAUAAUUUGAACUGUUAUGGUAAUUGUCUGUGAUGAAUUCAUAAUAUGAGUAGGACUUAAUAAAAGUUGUAAUCUGAAA